AUGGUAUUUGAUGCAAUGGAGGAAUGGGACCUUGUGUCAAUGAAUGCAAUGCUAGCGGCAUUUUGUGACAGUGGGAGCUCGUUCAAUGCCAAGGAGAUGCUCAGUUGGAUGUGUGCUCGGAAUCUUAGCUCUUGGAACUGCGUUCUCCGAUCAUUUGCUCUUGAUGGGGAUCUUGACGAGACAAAGAGAUUAUUUGACAAAAUGCCCGAGUGGGACCAAAUGUCUUUCAAUUUCAUGCUUGCGGCAUAUGUCUCAGGCGGGCAUCAUGGUCUUGCUAAAGUAAUGUACGAAACACUACUUCGUGAGAAAGAUUCCUUUUCACACGUCGCCAUGCUAAGUGCCUACACUGUACAGUGCAAGAAAUUAUCAAAUGUGGAGGAAGCGAAGGUGUUGUUUGAGAAGAUGCCUGAGCGAGAUCUAAUCGCAUGGAAUGCUAUGUUUUUAGGACAUUCCCAACACAGGCAUUUAGAAGACUCAAAGUGCCUGUUUGAUUUGAUGCCUUCCCACAAUAUUGUCUCUUACAACACUCUGAUGGCAGCUUACUCUCAGCAUGGAUACAUCGAGGAUGCCCUCUUGGUCUUCCAGAAAAUGAGACACAGGAACUCUAUUUCGUGGAACACUCUACUUGUGUCAUAUGCUCAAAAUGGGCAUACGAAUACUGCAAAGGCGUUUUUCUCAACCUUGCCCGAGCAAAAUCUGGUUUCUUGGAAUGUAGUAAUUGGAAUGUAUGCUUUAAAUGGGCAAACUGCACAAUCCUUGGAGCUCUUUAGAAACUGUGUUGCUGAUGGUGUCAAUCUGGAUGAUGUAUCUUUUACCUCUGCAUUGAUUGCUUUGAGCCAUAGCGGUGAGGUUGACGAUUCACUUUUUCUGUUUAAAUCAAUGAUAGCAGACUACUUAGUAACGCCUGGCAAGCAACAAUAUGGUUGUAUCAUCUCCUUGUUUGCUCGUGGAGGAUAUGAUAGAUCCUGUAAAGAACUCAUUGAUACAAUGCCUUUCUUUCCUGAUACUCACGACUGGACGUGCCUGGCUGGAGCUUGUGUCACUGAGCCUUCUCUCACACUCGAGCCACCUCUUCAUGCCGCGAAAAAUUCCUCACAACUUUGUUCUUCGCACGAUCAUCGACUGCUCCUACUCUCUCACAUGCUUCUCCGGUUCCAGACGGCAUUCAUUACGAGCAUAGCAAUGCGUCCAAGAAAACAGCCAGCUGCAUAUUUCUCAAGUGAUCACGUCGAAUCAGAUCCAAAACUCUUUGUUUACCUUGCUGAAUCCCCCAUCCUUGUAGCGGAAGGUGGUAGCGUCACUUUCUCUAGGUUUGCGCUCGUACGCCACCAGACCCUCGCACCACUAAGUAGAAGCUUGCGUAGGGAACCAGAUGGUUUUCAGACUCAUGAAGCUCCUCGCUUCCAUCAACAAAGAAGUGGAACUUCUCAGCUCUUGGCUGCUGCCUCUUGUGCUCCUCGACAACCUACACUGCCUCUUCCAUCUUCUGGAUUGGCGAUUGCACGAAUUACAAAUCACUGUAUCCCAGAACCUCGUCAAACGGAAUAG
Selaginella moellendorffii is the source of this 1548-nucleotide messenger RNA. RefSeq names its product pentatricopeptide repeat-containing protein At4g02750. Bases 1 to 1548 code for a protein of 515 amino acids. The transcript has 4 exons. Gene Ontology annotation, molecular function: RNA binding; protein binding. NCBI's taxonomy places the organism in Eukaryota, Viridiplantae, Streptophyta, Lycopodiopsida, Selaginellales, Selaginellaceae. Gene Ontology annotation, biological process: RNA modification. The record is from RefSeq and is a predicted model, not a curated record.